CAUUUAUUUUUGUUGGUGCAUUAAAUAAACUUGGCUUGUUGUUGUUGAAAUAGAAGGCCCGUUUGAGCCACUAAAACGUUGGCGUGCCAUACUAGCAUAGUUUUAGCCUAGAAACCAAGAGACAAGUGCAAAUUGGCGAAAGAAAAACUGCGAUUCAUUCUCGGGUCAAAAUUUCUGACUGCAAUUGCGUGCGUGUGUGUGUGUGUGAGUGUUGUCUGUGUGUGAGUGACGACAUUGGCAGCGGCAGAGCCAGAGCCUCCUCUCCUCCCACCCCUCCCUCCUUGCAUCGUACAAGGAAAAAAGGAAAAUGUGCCAUGUUGUUGUUGCUGCUGUGACUGCUGGUCUGAAGCCUGUGGGUGUGGGUGUAGCCGAGGAAAACUAGAGGACAACGUGAAGAAGAAGCAGCAACAGCAGCAGCAGAAGACCAAAACGAAAGAAAGAUUUGAAAAAUGUUUAACCGUCAGGGCAGUGGAACAGGCACCGGACAGGCUCUGGGUACAGGCUUAGGCUCAGGCCCGGGACCAUCCCAGAGUCACGGCUCGAGCUCUGGAUCUGGUUCUGGUUCAGGCUCUGGUACCACAGCCGCCACCGCCCCCACUCCCUCACCCGAUCUCUAUCUUCGUCCAUUACCCUAUCUGGACGCCAAAUGGCUGCGCGCCGAUCUCAUUUCGUCCCUGCGCAACGCCUCCGAGGGAGCAGUCCUGUGGAAUCAUUUGAUCCAGGACUGCGAACUGGUCUCCUCGCCCUCGGCCCCCCUUGUGAAUGCCCGCGGCCAGCUAUCCUAUCUGGGGGACGAUGGCAAGCACUACUGCGGUGCUCAGCAGCUUAAGUGCUCCUGCUGCCAGCCAGAGUACUGCGGCCCCCUGUCUGCCUGCAACUGCGACAGCUGCCGGCCUCUGGACUCGGACACGGCCAUCAAGAAGCUCACCUCGGCGGCCGCCCAGCAGGCAGCCGCACACGGCAGCCAGGCCACCGAUCUGAUCCUCAGCAGCUGGCAGUGGAGCCAGCCACCCACCCUGACAGCCAAGCAGGACUGCCAGCGCACACUGAUCGCAGAGCUGCAGGAACUGGCACUGCGGGCAGCCGGCAACUGCCUCUCCGCCCAGCACCUACGCCAGCAGCUCUUCAUCUACGAGCGCUACUAUGUGGCCCUGAAGCGCCAUCGGCAGCAGUCCAGCACCUCCAGCGGCACAGCCGGCACCACCAUCGCCACAACAACGACGGCAACCACCGUGCCAGGUAGUACAGCUCCUGCUGUUGGCAGCCUGGAGGUACCAAUGGUAGAUCCAACCAGCCAGGACGUGGAGCAGCCGGAUCAUGCCGCCCUGGGACUGGCACGCGUGGCCACGCGAGCUGCCCUCAAUUUUAGUUUUGCCUUCCUGCGUCGCGCCUGGCGCUCGGGCGAGGAUACGGAGAUGUGCAGCGAAUUGCUAAGCGAGGCCCUAGAGUCCCUGCAGGAGCUGCCCGAGGCGACGCUCUUCGAGUCGGCCGAAGUGUCCCCGCUCUGGAUGGAGGUGAUGGAGCGCUCCAUCAAAUUCCUGCGCCUGGUGGCCCUCGGGGAUCCCAUGGGGGGACGCUGCACGGCGCCGCUGAACGAUCGGCAUACGGCCCUCUGUCUGCUGUUGGAGCUGGGCGUCCAGAAGGGCACACUGGCCGCCACCCUUGAGUGUGUGGUGCUGCUGCUGGUUCUCUGGGAGAAGGAUAAAGCAGGCAACGACAACCGUGACAUGCCGAGGAAGACAGGAGCCCCGUUGUUGCGCAUUCUGCAGCGCUACCAGAGGAUUGGACACACCGCCAAGGCUGGCGGUGUGCCCAAUGGCAGCGAGUCCUUGUCCCUGCCGGUGGUGAGCGCCACCGAGACCUUCUUGCGGUUCCUCAUGCUGCCCAAGAGCAGUGCGGCGAUUGUUGAUCUGCGUCGUGCCGCCGUCGUCAUCAUUUCCCACUUGGAUCGCCUUGUCCAGCCGCUGAUGCCGCGAUGUCUCGUCCGCGGACACUAUCCCAUCCACUCUAGCGCCAGUGCCAGUGCCAGCAGCAGCUGCAGCUCAUCCUCGCCCCAACAGCGGGUCUAUGCUCUGGGCUGGCCCAGCCUCUCCAAGGAGCAGCACGGAUUCAAUGCAGAGCCAGCCCUGAGCUGGAGCAGCGAUCCCUCCUCGCUACCGCUCCUCAACUGCAAGUUCCAGGUGCAGCAGAUCGUCUGCAGCGAGAGCAUUGUGCUCAUCCUCAGCGGGGAGGGAAAGCUCUACAACUGGCGGAUGUUCAAGCCGGAGACAGAGCCGCAGCUCCUGGAGGAGAUUGCCCAUGAGACGAUUGUCAGCAUUGCCUCGCACUGCGAGGGCCGCCACUUUAUGGCCAUUGACAUCAAUCGCAAUGCAUACUCGUGGGGCAACGGCGAGGAUCAUCGCUUGGGACAUGGCGACACCCAUGCCCGGGCCGUGCCCACCAAGAUCAACUCACUGGAUCGAUGCGUGAAGGCUGUCUUCUGUGGCUGCUCCUACAGUGCAGCCAUUACCUGCAGCGGCAACCUUUACACCUGGGGCCGGGGCACCUAUGCCCGCCUGGGGCACGGCAACUCGGACGACCAGCCCCUGCCCACCGUCGUGAUGGCCCUCACCGAGCACGAAAUCAUCGACGUGGCCCUGGGCAGUGGCGAUGCCCACUCUCUAUGUCUUACCUCCGAGGGCCAUGUCUAUGCCUGGGGCGAUGCCGACUACGGGAAGCUGGGCAAUGGCAAUCUCAACGGCUCCAUGUCCCCUGUACUGGUGGAAUCGCUGCCGAAAGUGCAGCGCGUCUUUGCCGGCGCCCAGUUCUCGAUGGCCCUCACCACCGAUGGGCAGCUCUAUAGCUGGGGCAAGGCCAGCUGUCUGGGCCAUCAACUGGUGGAGCGGAGUGCGCAGUGGUGCAGUAUACCCAGACUGAUCAGCGGUUUGCAGCAUAAACGAAUUGUCGAUGUGGCUGUGGGCGUGGCCCAUUGUUUGGCCCUCUCCAGCUGUGGAGAGGUAUUCGGCUGGGGACGCAACGACAGCCAGCAGAUCUGUCCCUCCUCCGUUUCCAGUGAGCCCCUGCUGCGCGUCCCCAUACUGGUGGCCCUGCCCACUCUGCCGGCCAGCGGGGUGGCCUGCACCGCCUCUCAGAGCUUGAUCUGGACACAAAGCUCCCGUCAGGGUGUACCGCUGCGCUGCCCCUUUGUGAUUGAUCCCGGUGAGCCAACAUUCCGGCUGCUCGACCAGCUCUUGAGCAUGUGCAGCAGCCAGGACAACCGGCAGACGCCCAACCAAGAGUCGGAAUGCAUAGCCGUGGCAUGUCUCAAUCUCGUGCGGCUGCAGCUGCUCGCGCUGAUCAUUAAUGGCGUGGAGCCACGGCAGGUGGGCUUGGCCAGUGGCGGCCGGCUGCUGGGCAGCCUCAAGAGCCGCAUCUUGAGCCUGGCGGGUGGCAGUCAAGUGCUACGCACCAUCCAAGUGGCCGCCCAACAGGCCCUACAGGACGGCUGGAGUGUCCUACUGCCAACGGCAGCGGAGCGGGCCCAGACUUUGACCUCGCUGCUGCCCUCGGAGCCGGGACAGGCCUCCUCUUCGGGCCACCGUUUCAUGACAGAUCUGCUGGUUAGCUCCCUGAUGGCCGAGGGCGGUCUGGAGUCGGCCCUGCAGCAUGCCAUACGUCUGGAGAGCAGCUCUUGUGCGGCUGAAUGUGUGGACGGGGUCAAUCUGCCGCUAAUGCAGCUGAUCACCCGACUUCUGGGCAACAAUGCGGCCCUCACCCAGACGCGUUUCACGCCCACCUUGGGCAAGCAGCAGCAGCGUCUGCUGCAUCAGCAGCAGCAGCAGCAGGAGAAGGAGGAGGAUCAGGAGCAUCGGCAUCAUAGCCAGGAGCCCAGCACAAGUCCCAGUCUGAGUCUGUUGCAUCGCUUUCAGCGCCUGCUGCUAGCCCAUAUCCAUCAGGCCGAUGCCGAGGAGGAUACCACGGGCGCUGAAGCUCUGCUUGACCAGUAUCUGCACACUCUGAUCCCCGCCUGCGUGGCCACGCUGCAGCAAGCGCACGAGCUGGCGCUGCAGUGCCGCGAUCCAGGCGAUCAUCUGCCCUCGAGCAGCCAACAGGCGCGCCACUUGACGCGCAUUCUCCAGGCCGACAUCUCGGACGCCCUGCUGCACGAGCUGCUGGUGGGUCUGGUGCUGCUCAAGCGGGACCGACCCCAGUGUCUGGGCAGCCUGCGCUGGUCGCGGCUCUUCCUGCCCCUGCUGCGCAUCCUGGACAGACUGAAUCGAGCCCUCGUCGAGGGAGAGUUGCGCGAUGGCGACGACAUGGGCUGGCCCGGCAUCAUCUGCCGUGGUGGACCCAAAGGCGGACCACCGCCCGCCGAUCCGGAGACGCACUAUGUGCGACGGGCCGAUAUGGAGAAUCAACUGCUCGAUGGGAGUCGCUGCAUCAUCCUGGCGGGCUAUGUCUGUGAUCUGAGCAGCUACAACUGCGAGUCGGAGACGCUGAAAGGCCUUUUGGAUGCGGGUCUGGGCAAAGAUCUCACGGCAGAGAUGAGCAGCCAGCAGGCGCAUAGGAGUGCCAUGGAGCACAUACUGCAGCACCACAAGCUGGGCAAAUACAUGGCCCAGGCCACCACCGAAGAAAAGGCCGCAUUGCCCAGUCCCACACGACUCACGCACUUCAGUUCGGAGUGCACGCUAGCCCACUUGCUGGGUAUUGUGGCCAAUCUGAUGUGCAGCGGUCCCAUGCUGCAGCCGGCGGAACUGCAGUGCCGGCAGCUGGACAAGAGCACCCUCCUCAGUGGUGGGCUGCAGCUCUUCCAGCCCAGCAAUCCCUUUGACGAGGAAAAGGGCGAGGCGCGCAGCAGUCUGCCCAAUAGUUGCCACAGCACCGCCGGCAAUACGCCCACAGAGCAGCCACCGGCGGCCCUGCAGCCGUUACCCCUCCAGCCGCUGACCCUCCAGCCGUUGCAACCAGCCAGAUCGAAGCUCCAGCAGCGAGCCGAUAGCUUCAUCAGUGGCCUGGCCGAGGCACGGCUAAGCGAGCCACCGGUGGCCGCCUGGCUAGCGCUCACCGAGCGCUACUGCAAGGCCCACAAUCUGAUGUGGCACCAGGAGUUUGCCACCGAGCAUCCCGUCCAGGAGCUGGAGCGUCUGCUAAGCGCCGUUCUCAUCCGGCAUCAGUAUCUGGGGGGACUGGUGGUGAUUGCCCUCGAGGAUUGCGCAUCAGCACCGGAUGGCGGGGAGGCGUCGCGGGAGAUGGCACCGCCCAAGCAGCUGGGGGAGAUCAUCCAGCUGGUGCAUCAGGCCAAGUGGUCGGUGGUGCGGACGCGGCAGCAGCAGAACCGCAGCUACAAGGAGGUGUGUGCCCCCAUCCUGGAGCGUCUGCGGUUUCUUCUGUACGAAGUGCGGCCGGCCAUAAGUCCGCAGCAGAGGGGACUGCGCCGACUACAGAUUCUCCAAAGGCUGCCACGAUUCCGUUUGCUGGUGCGACGCCUGCUGCAGGAGCUGCGCUCGUCCCGGAAGCCGGCCAAGCCGGAGGAUUUGUUGAAUGCCACCAUCCAGCAGCAGCAGGAAAAGAAGCCGCCACCGCCGCCGCCAAAGCAGGAGGAGGAUGAGGAGGAGGAGAGCGAGAGCCUGCUGCGACGCCUCAACGAGCGGAAGAUCCAUGGCGAGGGCGAGCUGGACGGCGUGCUGAUGCAGGACAUUGUGGACUUUGCCCUCCAGGACAGCUGCGACGUGGAGACGGCCCGCCGGGCCAUGUACUGCCAGAUGCAGCGCUUCCAGCUGCGUCUCGCUGGCCUCCAGCUGGUCCAGCAGCUGCUCGAGCUGCACGGCCUCCUGGAUGCGGCCCAAUACAGUCUCCUGAAUGGGUUCCUCGGCCUCCACCUGAAGCCGUCCUCAUCUGCAGGAUCAUCGGCAUCGGGCAGCUCCCUGCAUGUCUUGGGGCAGCUGAAUAUGGUCAGUGCCUAUCAGAAGGCCAGACUGUUGCUCUCCCAGGCCCGCGUCCUCGACUGGGCCGUGCGUGAACUGCGGCGUCUGGUCAACCAGGAGCAGCAGGGCUCCGCCCGCGGCAAGGACAGCUCCAACCUGAGUACCUAUGUGCUGCUCAAGCGCCUGCCGCGUGCCCGUUUCCUGCUGAGCGUCUUCGGUCUGCUGGCCAAAGAGCUGGGCCCCAACGAGCUGGGGCUGCUCAUCAACUCUGGCCUCCUGGGCACUGUGCUCGGUCUACUGGCGCAGACGGGCGGCGAGGGCAUAGCCGGGGGACAGCCGAACACCGAGCUAAGCGUCCUCUACGAGGACAGUGUGAUGAAGCAAAAGUCGAGCAAGGCGCAGCUGAGUGGCCCCGAUCUGGCCAAGCUGAUGAAGAUUGGCACACGGAUUGUCCGCGGCUCGGACUGGAAGUGGGGCGACCAGGAUGGCAAUCCGCCAGGCGAGGGUCGCAUCAUCAGUGAAGUGGGCGAGGAUGGAUGGGUGCGCGUUGAAUGGUACACGGGUGCCACCAACUCCUAUCGCAUGGGCAAGGAGGGCCAAUACGAUCUGCAGCUGGCCGACAGCGCCCUGAACGUGGCCUCACCGACAGAGCCAGAGCGCGAGGAGCUGGCCGGCACAGAGGCCUCGCCCAGCAGCGAAUCCCAUCCAUCGAAACUGUUGCGGCACUGUGCGGCCAAGCUGCUGCAGAUACUGGCCGUCGGGAGCGGCCUGCAUGGCGCCCACUUGGACAGGCAUGCGCUGCGGGGCGUCACAUGCAUGUUCCGGGCGAUAAUCGAUCCGAAGCCAGCCAUGGAGAACGUGGCCAGCUCUCUGGGCUGGCUCAAUCUGGGAUUUAUACGAGCCAUAGCGGGUGACUGCCCGCGUCUCUGUCUAGAGCUGAGCACACCCGGUUGGCUGGCGCACUAUCUGGAGCUCUUGGAGCAGCCGGCGGGCAGCGAAGCGGGCGUCUACAGGCAGCUCCACUGUCUGCGAUUGCUGCAGUGCAUUCUGGCUCAGUGGACAACGGAGGAGGAGCCGCGCAUGGGUAGUCUAGUGCGCCAGCUAUUUGCCACUCUCGGCAGGAUUGCCCUGCACUGUCCCGGGGAUGUCACGCUCCAGCCGACGGCCGAGGGAAAGGCCCGCGUCCUGCUAACCGCCUCCCACUCGGGCAGUGUGGCCGAGGAGCUUGUCUCGCUGCUGCGUCGCCUGCACACGCUGCCCCACUGGAAUGCGGUGAUCAAUUCGUUUCUGGCCCAGAAACUGUGCGUGGCCGCCGAGCUGCUGGGCGAACAGCAAUCCUCCAGUCCCCUGGAUAGCGAACAGAUCUUCGUCCUCGGCGUGCUCAGUGCCAUGGGCGGCUGCGAUCUGCGUCCCCGCGUGGGACUGCACUGCUUCAACGAGGGCAGCCACAUGAUCAUUGCCAGCUUCACGCAUAAAGGGAGAUGCCUGCUGGCAGCCUCCUCGCAGGGAGUCGCCCAGGGAGGAUCUGCCACUGCCGCGGCCGCUGCCACUGCCACUGCCACAGCCACAGCCACAGCGGGAUUCGUGAAGGUGCCGCUACUCUCUGUGAUGCCACAUCUGGACCACAGUGUGUUCAGUCUUAGCCGCCUGCCCAUGAACGAGAUGUUGCUGAAUGCCUGGACUGUGCUCCUCUACGGCCCUGCGACGGAGGCGCGCGAGUAUCCCCCCUCAUUCAAUGCCUCGGCGGAGGGACGCCUGGAUCUGGGCCAUCUGAGGGCACAGCAGCUGCAUCUGGCCGUGCUGCACACGAAUAGCGUUCUGUAUCGCCACCAGGCGGCUCUGCGACGUAUCCUCAAGCAGCGGGCACCGGGCAUCUACGCGGAUGAUGUGGAAACCGACACAGACAUAGACCGAGACCGAGACCGCGACAGAGACAGGGAGAGGGAGGCAGAAGAAGGGAACGAACGGGAGCAGCAGGAUCAUACCGAACCGGAGGAGCACUCAGAGCAGGAGCAGGAGCAACAACAGCAGCAACAGUCAGCAGGAGAGAUAGGCAGUGGGAGAGGCGGCCAGGAGGCGCAGCUUUUGAUCCAAUGCAUCCUGUUAAGAGCCACCCAGGCCUCGCCCGUGAGGGCCUGCUACACCUACACGGAUCUCUCGACGGCUGCCCUCAACUGUGUCCAGUCCCUGGCCAGUCAGGCGCAUCUCGAGCUCAGCGAAAGUGAGGCCGAGGGCUCUGUACCCUCGCCGGCCAUGGCCACACCGCCACAGCCCACAAUGGUGCACGGAGUGCCGGUCUACAACGUGUUCAAGGCAGCCACAGCCACAGCAACGAUAGCAAAAGAGGUAGCCACCAAAUGGCCCUCCCAAGUGGCGGCCACCGAUGCGGAGCUAAUCAACCAAAUCAUGGACAUGGGCUUCCCCAAGCGAACGGUGGAGCUGGCCCUCAAGCAGCUGUCGCUGCAGGCAGAGAUUAUGCCCACGCCCGAGCAGAUUGUCCAGUGGAUACUCGAGCAUCCGGAUGUGUGUGCCAAUACCAUCGAGGAAGAUCCCCUGCCCCAGGGCAGUGGCACUCACGAUCCCGAAGCAGACUCGGACAAUGAGUCGCCCAGCAGUCUGUCCAGCAGCUCCUCCGCCAACACCUCGGCCUCCUCGGACACCGUUGAGGGCCAGCCAGGAGCAGCAGCAGGGACAGGGGCAAGAGCCAGUGGUGCCGCUGCAUCCGCCGUCGUCGCCGUCGCAUCACCGCCGCCCGUGAGGUUCGAGGCACGCAAGGAUUUCCAGACGGCCGAUCAUUAUGCGCUAUAUGUGCGCGGCCUGGUGCGUCCGGGGAUGACGGUGCGCUGCUGCCGGGACUUUGAGGAGAUCAAACAGGGCGACAUGGGCACCGUGCUGAUCGUGGACACCGAGGGUCUGCACGACCUCAACGUACAGGUUGACUGGCGCAAUCACGGCAGCACCUAUUGGGUCUGCUUUGUUCACAUCGAGCUGGUGGAGCCACCGCUUGGCUCUGGGCCACGCGACCCGAUGUCCGCCCACCUCCUGCAGCCGCGUCCGCCGCCCAUUGUGGUUGGUGCCCGGGUCCGGCCACGCUGCUCCGCCCGCUAUGGGGUCUUCAACCAGAUGCGGCUGGGCCGCACACAGCGUACGGCCGGCGUGGUCACAGCGGUGCGGGGCAAGCAGCUGACAGUGGACUUUCCCGACCAACCCGGCUGGCAGGGGCACAUCAACGACGUGGAAAUGGUGGCCCUGCCCCCAACACCAGCCCCAAUUGCCGCCGAUCUGCAGUGUCAGCCGGCGCCCAGCGAUCUCAUCGAGGACUGGUCCCGCUGCAUUCGCUCGCUGACGGUCAGCUCCAAUGAGGCGGCGGCCAAGCAUCUGCUGGAUGGGAUCGGCCAGACGUGGCAGAGCUGCUCGAGUGGGCCGUGUCGGCAUUGGAUACGCCUGGAGCUGCACGAUCGGAUUUUGGUGCACAGUCUGGCACUGACGGUGAGCCCCGAGGACCACUCGCACAUGCCCUCGCUGCUGGAGAUCCGUGUGGGUGAGUGCAUCGACAGCCUGAAGGAGUUCACAUGGAUACCAGUGCCGGCGGGGGCCAGUCGGGUGCUGCUCAUGCAGCAGGUGCCCACGUACUAUCCCUGGAUCGAGAUUGUGGUGAAGCAGUGCCAGAACAACGGCAUCCAGUGCAAGGUCCAUGGCCUGCAGUUCGUGGGACGACGCCAGAAGCCAGACCUGCAGCACAUCCUGGCCAAUGCGCAGUUCCUGGCCUGCGAAUACAAUGGAAUGGGGAUGGCAGGAGGCCCAGAAUCAGGCCCAGUAUCCCUUUACGGAGACCACGGGAUGGCGGGUGCUCUAGACCAGGAUCUGCCCUGCACUGUGAUGGUGUGGGGUCUCAACGACAAGGAACAGCUGGGCGGACUCAAGGGCUCCAAAGUGAAGGUGCCCACAUUCUCGCAGACCAUCAGCCGCCUGCGUCCCAUCCACAUAGCCGGCGGCUCCAAGAGCCUCUUCAUCGUGGGACAGAACGGAAAGGUAUACGCCUGCGGCGAGGGCACCAACGGACGCCUGGGACUCGGUGUGACCCACAAUGUGCCGCUGCCGCACCAGCUGCCGGUGCUCCAUCAGUAUGUCGUCAAGAAGGUGGCCGUCCACUCGGGCGGCAAGCAUGCCCUCGCCUUGACGCUGGACGGCAAGGUGUUCUCGUGGGGCGAGGGCGAGGACGGGAAGCUGGGCCAUGGCAACAGGACCACGCUGGACAAGCCCCGGCUGGUGGAGACGCUGCGCUCAAAGAAGAUCCGUGAUGUGGCCUGCGGCUCAUCCCAUUCGGCGGCCAUCUCCAGCCAGGGAGAGCUCUACACGUGGGGCCUGGGCGAGUACGGACGCCUGGGACAUGGCGACAAUGCCACACAGCUUAAGCCCAAGCUGGUAGCCGCUUUGGCCGGACGACGAGUGAUUCAGGUGGCCUGCGGCAGCCGGGAUGCCCAGACCCUGGCCCUCACCGAGGACGGGUCCGUCUUCUCCUGGGGCGACGGCGAUUUUGGCAAGCUGGGACGCGGCGGCAGCGAGGGAUCCGACACACCGCACGAGAUCGAACGACUCUCUGGCAUCGGUGUCAUUCAGAUCGAGUGCGGAGCGCAAUUCUCGUUGGCUUUGACCCGCGCCGGGGAGGUCUGGACCUGGGGCAAGGGCGACUACUAUCGCCUGGGCCAUGGCGGGGAUCAGCAUGUGAGGAAGCCCCAGCCCAUUGGCGGCCUGCGCGGACGGCGAGUCAUCCAUGUGGCCGUCGGGGCCCUGCAUUGCCUGGCCGUAACGGAUGCCGGACAGGUGUACGCCUGGGGGGACAACGAUCAUGGCCAGCAGGGCAGCGGCAAUACGUUCGUCAACAAGAAGCCCGCUCUGGUGAUUGGCCUGGAUGCGGUCUUCGUGAAUCGCGUGGCCUGCGGCAGCUCCCAUUCGAUUGCCUGGGGCCUGCCCAAUGCCACCCUCGAGGAGGAGAAGCGCGGCCCCGUGCCGUUCGGCAGCCCUCGCGACCCGCUCGGAGGCAGCAGCCUGGGGAUCUACGAGGCGGAGGCCGCCGCCGCUGCCGGCGCCCUCAAGCAGGACUCGAAGCCGCCCAGCUUGACCAGCCUGAGCGAGAGCCUGGCCCUGGAGACGCCAGCCGCUAGACAGGCGGCCCUCGGUCACGUUUUGCGCGCCAUGAGCAUCCUGCAGGCGAGGCAGCUCAUUGUGGCGGCCCUAACCAGCCACAGCAAGGUGAACUACAAGGAGCGCGGAGCGGCAGCUGGGCCCGGAGCAGCAGCUGGAGCGGGAGCGGGAGCAGCAGGAGCAGCGGGAGAGGAGGAUCAGCUGAUGGGUGCCGGUGCCAUGGGAGCGGUUCCAUUUCCACCCGCCGAACCGAUAGCCCAGGGCGGAGGCGAGGCCCCCGCAGAUGCCACCGACGCCGCCCUACAGAUGGAGCACAGUCCCGAUGCCCAAAUAGAAGCCAUCGCAGUGGCAGCAGGAGGAGCAGGAGCAGGGGCAGGAUCUACCCUUCCGCCACUCACCGCCGGACCGUUGAGCGCCUUCCAGAGCCUCACCGGAUCCCUGUCGAUGUCUGGGUCCCUCUCGAGCAGCGCGCUGCCGCCGCAGCACAAGCACUCGAGGAUGUCGGCGAGUGCUAUGUCCGUGAUGGCCGCCACCAUGACCCAGCAGGAAGAGAUGCUGGCCCAAAUCAGCCACACGCAUGGCCUCGACGACUUUGGCGGCCUGCUAGGCGAGCCGGAGGCCAAGAGCCUGGUGGAGCUGCUCAAGCUGGCCGUGUGCGGCCGCUGCGGACCCCCGAGCACUGCCCAGACGAUAGCGGAGACCCUCAUCUCGCUGGGAUCGGGCAAUGCGGCGAUUAGCUCGAUGCUGCUGGAGACAUGCAUCACGGAGCUGGAGGAUCUGUGCACGUCGCGCCACUGCCUCGGCAAGGUGCCGAAGCCGGUGAUGCAGGAGAGCAGCCAUCCGUAUGUGGACAAUGUGAAUGUGACGGGGGCCGUCCGCAUACCCGGGGCGGAGAUGCUGCGCCUCGAAUUCGACAGCCAGUGCAGCACGGAGAAGCGCAACGAUCCGCUGGUGAUCACCGAUGCAGCCGGCCGAGUCCUUGCCAUGCGUUCGGGCCGAGAGUUCGCCCACUGGGCCCCCGAAAUACGAGUGCCCGGCGACGAGCUUCGCUGGAAAUUCACCUCGGACAGCUCCGUGAACGGCUGGGGCUGGCGGUUCUGGGUGCACGCCAUUAUGCCCGCGGCGACGCUCGGGGAGAGCGGCUCCGAUCGUGCUGUCCUGUCGCAGCCAUCGAUGGCGUUGGUUAUGGCACUGCUGGACUCCCGCCUGGCACCCAGCCAGCAGGGGGUGCUCAUCCGCCUGGCCUCGGCGCUGGCCGCCUGCUCGCAGCUGGGCGCCCUGACCACCGCACAGAGGAUCUGGUCGCUGAAGAAACUGCACGCAGUGCUGCUGCUCGACCAGGCGCCCAAGCCGCAGGAACCCACGCUGGCGGGCAUACUGCAGCCGCUCAUCCCCGAGCUGUUGCGGCAGUACGAGUACGAGGAGCCGCAGGUCCGUGGCGGCAUCCAUCUGAUGCAUUCGGAUUACUUCAAGACCCUGGCGGCCCUCGCCUGCGACAUGCAGCUGGAUGACUCACUGCCGGCUCCUGUAACGACAACGACUACGACAACGACAGCGAUAUCGACAACAGCAAUCACUGGAGCCGCUGCCAAUGCAGGAGGAGCCUCCUCUACAUCUACAUCCACAGCUGCAGGCGCUGGCGCUGGCGCAGGCGGAGGUGGAGCCUCCUCGAGCAGCAGCUCCGUCUCCACGGGGGAUGGACACAAGUGGGCAUGGUUUAAGCGCUACUGCAUUGCUGUCCGUGUGGCCCAGUCGCUGAUACGCCGCACAGAGCUGCCGCGUCCCUUCUGCCUGGAGGUGCGCAAGAAGUUUGCCGAGAUGCUGCCCAAUCCGAAUGCCAGCCAGAACACCAGCCAGUCGCAGGCUCUCUCACACUCCCCGUUGGGCUCCAUGCUCAACUCGACCACGUCGCUCUCCUCGAGCACGGCCAGCAAUGUGACACCGCCGCCGCCGCCCCUUCUGGCAGAGCACCAGGAGCUGGCUGGCUGGCACCACUGCCUGCCUUCCCAGCAUCAGCAACAGCAACAGCACCACUCGGAGGCCUCCUCCCUUGUGCUGCUCCACGAGGAUCACACGCUGUUCCAAGCCCCCCACGAUGCCCAGCUGCUGCAGUGGCUCAAUAGGCGGCCCGACGACUGGGCCCUCAGCUGGGGCGGUGCCAGCACCAUCUACGGAUGGGGCCACAACCAUCGCGGGCAGCUCGGGGGCCUAGAGGGGAGCCGCAUCAAGACACCGACCCCCUGCGAGGCGCUCAGCCUGCUCCGGCCCGUGCAGCUGGCCGGCGGAGAGCAGUCCCUGUUCGCCGUCACCCCGGACGGGAAGCUCUUCGCCACCGGCUACGGCUCCGGGGGAAGGCUGGGCGUGGGCGGUGCCGACAGCUGGGCCAUCCCCACGCUGCUGGGCUCCCUGCAGCAUGUGUUCGUCAAGAAGGUUGCCGUCAACUCUGGGGGCAAGCACUGCCUGGCCCUCACCACCGAGGGCGAGGUGUACGCCUGGGGCGAAGGCGAGGACGGGAAGCUCGGGCACGGCAACCGGAUGAGCUACGACCGGCCGAAGCUUGUGGAGCACUUGAACGGCAUGAAUGUGGCGGACAUUGCCUGCGGCAGCGCCCAUUCGGCGGCCAUCACCGCCAGCGGACACGUCCUGACGUGGGGCAAGGGCCGGUACGGACGCCUGGGACACGGCGACUCUGAGGAUCAGCUGAGGCCGCAGCUGGUGGAAGCGCUGCUCGGCUAUCGGGCCAUUGACAUUGCCUGUGGAUCGGGGGACGCCCAGACGCUGUGCAUCACCGACGACGACAAUGUGUGGAGCUGGGGCGACGGCGACUACGGGAAGCUGGGACGCGGCGGCAGCGAUGGCUGCAAGCUGCCCUACAAGAUCGAAAGCCUGGCCGGCCUGGGCGUCAUCAAGGUGGAGUGCGGAUCCCAGUUUUCGGUGGCCCUCACCAAAUCGGGAGCCGUCUACACGUGGGGCAAGGGCGACUUCCAUCGGCUGGGCCAUGGCUCCGUGGACCAUGUGCGGCGCCCCAAGAAGGUGGCCGCCCUACAGGGUAAGAAGAUCAUCUCGAUAGCCACCGGUUCGCUGCACUGUGUCGCCUGCAGCGAUUCGGGCGAGGUCUACACCUGGGGCGACAACGACGAGGGACAGCUGGGCGAUGGCACUGUCACCGCCAUCCAGCGACCGCGUCUGGUGGCCGCCCUCCAGGGCAAGCACAUUGUGAAGGUUACCUGCGGAUCGGCCCACACUCUGGCCCUGUCCACGUCCCAGCUGAGCGAGCGGCUGCGUCCGCUGCCCAAUCCCCCGCUGGAAUACGAUCUGGUCCGCGAUCUGGCCCCCGAGGCACUCCACGCCCGCCUCAUUCUGCUGCACCACUUCUCGGAGCUGCUGUGCCCCUGCCUGGCCAUGCUGCCCAUUGCCGGAGAUCUCAGCCUGGGAGCCCUCAAGGACGUGCUCGUGUACAACAUCAAGGAGGCGGCCUUCCGCAAGGUCAUCCAAACGACGAUGGUGCGGGACAAACAGCACGGCCCCGUCAUCGAGCUGAACCGCAUCCAGGUGAAGCGAUCGCGCAGCCGCUGCAACGGCCUCGCCGGCGUCGACGGCAUGAAGAGCGUCUUCGGGCAGAUGGUCCAGAAGUUGCCGCUGCUCACCCAGGAGGCGCUCGCCCUGCCCCAUCGCGUGUGGAAGGUCAAGUUUGUGGGCGAGAGCGUCGACGACUGUGGCGGUGGAUACAGCGAAUCCAUCGCGGAAAUGUGCGACGAGCUGCAGAACGGCAGCGUACCGCUCCUGAUCAAUACUCCCAAUGGCAGGGGCGAGGCGGGGGCCAAUCGGGACUGUUUUCUCCUGGAUCCCACUCUCGGCUCUGUGCUGCAGAUGAACAUGUUCCGCUUCCUGGGCGUCCUCAUGGGCAUUGCCGUGCGCACGGGUUCCCCGCUGAGCAUCAAUCUGGCGGAACCCGUUUGGCGACAGCUAACGGGCGAGGUGCUGCGUCCCCCGGACCUCACCGAAGUGGACCGUGACUAUGUGGCCGGUCUGCUGUGCAUACGGAACAUGGACGAUGAUGCCAAGCUGUUCAACACCUUGGAGCUGCCCUUCUCCACAUCGUCGGCCCGGGGCCAUGAGGUGCCGCUCUCCACCAGAUACACGCACAUCUCGCCACGGAAUCGGGCAGAGUAUGUCCGACUGGCGCUCAGCUUUCGACUGCACGAGUUCGAUGAGCAGGUCAAGGCGGUGCGGGAUGGCAUGUCCAAGGUGAUACCAGUGCCCUUGCUGUCGCUCUUCUCCGCCGCCGAGCUUCAGGCCAUGGUCUGCGGCUCACCGGACAUACCGCUCGGUCUGCUCAAGUCGGUGGCCACCUACAAGGGCUUUGAUCCCGGCUCUGCAUUGGUCUCCUGGUUCUGGGAGGUCAUGGAAGAGUUUACCAAUCAGGAACGCUCGCUGUUCCUGCGCUUUGUGUGGGGACGGACGCGACUGCCACGCACCAUAGCCGAUUUCCGCGGCCGGGACUUUGUGCUGCAAGUGCUCGAAAAGAAUCCGCCCGAUCAUUUCCUGCCCGAGAGCUAUACCUGCUUCUUUUUGCUGAAGAUGCCGCGUUACUCCUGCAAGGCCGUGCUACUGGAGAAGCUCAAGUAUGCCAUACACUUUUGCAAGAGCAUCGACACGGACGAGUAUGCGCGCGUGGCCAUGGGCGAACCCACCGAGGCGACUGGCAGCGAGGAUAACAGCGACCUGGAGUCGGUUGCCAGCCACGACGGCUAAUGGACACGUCACAACAGCCACAAUAGAGAAUCGAAACUCACAGAGCAGAAGACCUUAGGUCCAUUCCGUAGAUGGAUCCACUCCAAUCCACUCCCACUCAUUCCUUGGAUAUUAGGAUGCAGAACUAAAAAAAAAACCACACACGAAGCCUUCAAAAGAUACACACAUACACAACGCAUAACACAUACACAUAA
Drosophila persimilis is the source of this 16000-nucleotide messenger RNA. RefSeq names its product probable E3 ubiquitin-protein ligase HERC2 (gene HERC2). NCBI's taxonomy places the organism in Eukaryota, Metazoa, Arthropoda, Insecta, Diptera, Drosophilidae. The transcript is spliced from 11 exons. Gene Ontology annotation, molecular function: metal ion binding; protein binding; ubiquitin-protein transferase activity. The record is from RefSeq and is a predicted model, not a curated record. The coding region runs from base 450 to 15806 and encodes 5118 amino acids. Gene Ontology annotation, biological process: protein ubiquitination.